Chanos chanos (milkfish) is the source of this 3086-nucleotide messenger RNA. Its product is annotated as cytochrome P450 2J2. NCBI's taxonomy places the organism in Eukaryota, Metazoa, Chordata, Actinopteri, Gonorynchiformes, Chanidae. The record is from RefSeq and is a predicted model, not a curated record. The transcript has 9 exons. Gene Ontology annotation, biological process: xenobiotic metabolic process. The coding region runs from base 951 to 2444 and encodes 497 amino acids. Gene Ontology annotation, molecular function: oxidoreductase activity, acting on paired donors, with incorporation or reduction of molecular oxygen, reduced flavin or flavoprotein as one donor, and incorporation of one atom of oxygen; heme binding; iron ion binding. Gene Ontology annotation, cellular component: intracellular membrane-bounded organelle; cytoplasm.
GCUAUGCUUCCACUUAAGUUCUCUGAGAAGGUCACUGGUGUGUAGCCCCAUCAACACUACGUUUGGUGCGAUGGGAACCCCAUCUACCACAUUAACUGAAACAUAACUCAGAGAGUUAGAUUUCAAAGGAUUUCAAGAUAUCAGUGAUUUCAUAAGUAGAAAAUAAUGAAGUGAAGGUGAAAUAUGUGAAGCAGCAAAGGUAGCAGAGUUGUUUUUCUGCCUCAGUUAACAUCAUAAAAAUCUUUCUGCGUCACAUGUCCUGCAAAAAUCAUGAUGGUGGCCUGCGCCAAGUGGUUGGAUAUGUGGACCUGGUAACCAUAACUUUAUUAUCACUGGUGUUAUAUUUUCAUGAAGGAAUAGAGAAAGCAUGUAUGAUCACAAUGUUUUCCCACCUGGUUCCAUUCAGAUACUUUGUGCAAUUUUACAACUGUAUAUCGGAAGGAACUCAUAGUGUCGAACGCAGUCAAAUCUCUGUAUGUAAGUCGCAAACACUGUUGCGCCAUACCAAACGAGUUUCAUGACAGAUGUUUUGAAGGUAAUUACAUCUCUAUUUGGCCAUAUUUUACAUCGAGCCUAUAAGCAGACAUUGAUCUGUUGAAUUGUGGUGAUUUGGGUUUGCAAGAACAAACAACAAGGGAGCCACUAUUUCGAACCCCAUCGUCGCUUUGUCCUUUAAUUUCACACGAUCAUCUUCACAGACCAAACGAACCCUUGGAAAUGCUUAUAAUUGUUUAUCAUGUUAUCUUUUAUGCACAUUGCAAAGUGCUGCAUCCUAUAAAAAUUGAGCUGAAACUGGAAACUGAAACUCACGCCCAUCUAAACUUUAGCACCACAAAAUGUCCUUUGUUCGAGGGUAAGAUGACGUUGCUGGAGCAAAGGGAGUGGUGGUGGAUAUACAGGAGAUCACCGGCAUUUGUUACAAGUGUUUCUCUCUCCUUCUGUCUCCUGCCAUGGCUGUGCUUGCUCUUCUUGAUGCGCUUGACCUGAAGGGAUUUCUGCUGUUUUUGUUUGCCUUCCUCUUGAUCGCUGACUACAUAAGGAACAGAAACCCUCCUAACUAUCCUCCUGGUCCAUUCACGCUGCCUUUCCUGGGUAAUGUCUUCAAUGUCGAUGCCAAGCAACCACAUAUUUACCUCUCCAAGCUGGCCAGUGUUUAUGGUGAUGUGUUUAGUCUACGACUUGGCCGUGACAAGGUGGUGUUUGUUAACAGCUACAAAAUGGUGAAGGAGGCCCUGGUGACACAGGCUGAAAACUUUGCUGACCGACCUUACAGCCCAAUGGCAUCGAGGAUCUACAGUGGCAAUGCUGGCCUGUUUUUCAGUAAUGGCCAUAAGUGGAAGAAGCAGCGACGCUUCGCUCUGUCCACGUUGAAGAACUUUGGUGUUGGGAGAAAUACCCUGGAGCUGGUGAUCUGUGAGGAGUGCCGCUUCCUUCAGGAGGAGAUGGAGAGUCAGAAAGGUAACGCUUUUGACCCUGCUAGUCUUUUCAACAAUGCUGUCUCCAACAUAAUUUGUCAGUUGGUGUUUGGUCGACGGUUCGAGUACAGUGAUCACGCUUUUCAGACCAUGCUUAGGGCCAUAUCUGAAGCAAUUUACCUAGAGGGAUCCAUAUGGGCACAGCUCUAUGAGGCCUUCCCUGCAAUAAUAAAACAUCUACCUGGACCACACAACACUAUUUUCAAGAACUACAAAGAUGUUUGUAGUUUCAUAAGAGGUGACCUGGAGAAACACAAAGAGAAUUUAGACCCUUCUGACCCUAAGGACUACAUUGACAGCUUCCUAAUUGAAAUGAAAGAGAACCCACAUGACUAUGCGGAUGGCUUUAAUGAGGAAAACCUGAUCUUGAACACAAUGGACCUGUUUCUGGCGGGGACUGAGACCACAUCCACUACUCUACUAUGGGCCAUGGUAUUCAUGAUCAAAAACCCAGAGAUACAGGAGAAGGUCCAAGCAGAGAUUGACAGAGUAAUUGGGCAGUCACGCCAACCCAGCAUGGCAGACAAAGCCAACAUGCCCUAUACUAAUGCUGUCAUUCAUGAGAUUCAAAGAAUGGGCAACAUCGUGCCACUGAACGGUCUAAGGAUGGCCGAAAAAGACACAACCCUUGGAGGAUACUUCAUACCGAAGGGAACAGCUUUGAUGACCAUCCUGUAUUCUGUUCUGUUCGACAAAAAUGAGUGGGAGACACCUGACAACUUCAACCCUGGACACUUCCUGGAUGAAAAUGGGAAGUUUGUGAGGCGGGAAGCAUUUAUGCCUUUCUCUGCAGGAAAGAGAGUGUGCCUUGGGGAGCAGCUGGCGAGAAUGGAGCUCUUCCUCUUCUUCACUAGCCUCUUACAAAAAUUCUCCUUCUCAACAGAGGAAGGCACAGAGCUGAGUGUGCAGGGAGCAGUUGGAACCACACACAUACCCCAUCCUUUCAAGAUGUUCGCAAAGACACGAUAAGGCACCGUGUGGAUUCCCAGUGCAUAUUCAUAAGCCAAAAAAAAAAAAUCACUCUUCAGCUUCAGUUUCAAAAAAUGAAUGUGAAAAUGAUAAAAUAAGCAACGAAAAAACAUCCAGCACAUCUUUUCAUUUGGUAUUCUCUCUAACCAGCUGUUCACAAAGCAUAUAAAACCUUUACUAAUGAGGAAGUGCAAUUCAAGCCUAACAACUUGUUACAAGCCUAACAAUUUGUUAAAAAAUAUUUGCAUUUCAGAGGAAGGUGGCAGUCUUGUGAUAGCAGCAAGUUUACAGUGCUAUAAAAUGCUUCAAGAACUCCUAACCAGUUUUAUCUUGGAGGUGAAAAAAUGUUUCUUGACAGUGUCUGAUAAUGAAAAGAUUGCUGGUGGAUUCUCACCACAAAGGAAGAAAUCUUUACUAGUGAGGACAGAAGACCCCUGUGCAUGUUUCAAAGAUUUUAUCAGGCGACAAUGUGAGCUAUUCCUCCUACAGAGAAGCACAAGUCAUUAACACUUCAACAUAUAAAACUGAUCAGCAGAGUUUGGAUGAAAUAUCUUAACAGCAUUUAUGUCUGUACUCUUUUUUUCUGUUUUUUUUUCUGCUUUAAGGGUUAAUUAUAAAUAAAAUACAUACUUCUGUGUAAAA